AUGGCUUUCCUCUUCAAAUCUAAGAAGAACCAGGAUCGAGCUCUUGCAAGCCGCGAUGGAAACUCUGGUGGUGGCUCCCAAGGGUCCAUCCAGAGCCAGCGCGAGAGGAUAGCCAGAGAAGAGAAGAGCGGAACCCAGCGCUCGACACCGACAGGCAGCUUGAAUUCAAUCGACCGUGAUGGAAGUGCUGGGGCUGGAAGCCCAGACCAAGGGUAUGGCCGCCAGCGAGGUGCCAGCCUAGAUCAGGUGCCGUCGCAACCACAGACAAGCGAUUUACCUCUUCGUAACGGUCCUCCGGUCUCCUCUCAAAACCAAAUGCCCCAACAACAGAUGAUGAACCCCAAUGCGUCGCUAUACCCCUGGUCACAACGGCGAUUGACCUAUACGUCCUCGCACCCGAGCCCGUUCCCCCGAUAUGGAGCCGCUGUCAACUCAGUGUCCUCCAAGGAGGGUGACAUCUACGUAAUGGGAGGCUUAAUCAACAGCUCAACGGUCAAAGGCGAUUUGUGGAUGAUUGAGGCAGGGCAGAACAUGGCCUGCUACCCUCUGGCAACGACCGCCGAGGGACCGGGCCCAAGGGUUGGACACGCAAGCCUACUUGUCGGCAACGCCUUUAUAGUCUACGGCGGCGAUACCAAAGUCGACGAAAUGGAUGUUCUCGACGAGACGCUGUACCUUCUCAACACCUCUACGAGACAAUGGUCGCGAGCCUUGCCUGCCGGCACCAGGCCGUCUGGUCGCUACGGCCACUCCCUGAACAUCCUCGGAUCCAAGAUCUACAUUUUUGGUGGUCAGAUUGAGGGUUACUUUAUGAACGAUCUCGCCGCCUUCGACCUGAACCAGCUGCAGAUGCCCAACAACCGGUGGGAGAUGCUUAUUCAAAACACCGACAGUGGUGGACCCGCCGUCGGCAAAAUCCCCGCUGCUCGAACGAACCAUUCCGUUGUGACAUUUAAUGACAAAAUGUACCUUUUCGGUGGCACCAACGGGUACCAAUGGUUCAACGACGUCUGGAGCUACGAUCCCGCCACAAACGAGUGGUCACAGCUGGACUGCAUCGGCUACAUCCCAGUCCCUCGCGAAGGACAUGCUGCAUCCAUAGUCGACGAUGUGAUGUACAUCUUCGGCGGUCGUACAGAAGAGGGCGUUGACUUGGGAGACUUGGCCGCUUUCAGAAUCACCUCGCGCCGCUGGUACACUUUUCAGAAUAUGGGACCGUCGCCGUCUCCUCGAUCUGGACACAGCAUGACGACUGUUGGCAAGGCCGUGGUGGUUGUUGGCGGCGAGCCAAGCUCAUCCCCCGCCAGUGUUGGUGAUCUCGGCAUAGUCUAUAUGCUCGACACCACGAAGAUUCGGUAUCCGAAUGACGCCCAAGCCGCGCAACAACCCGGAGGGCAACAGCGGAUACAGCAAGCGAGACGACCCAGCACCGCUGCUGAAACGAGGAACUUGCUGUCCCGAGAUGGUUCUGCCGGCCCGCCUGACCAGAGAAGGCUUAUUGGGGCGCCUCGCGACGGCUCGGCUGUAAACAGCCCUACCAAUGGAGUGCGAGGAUCGCCUAACGGCAGCGAUACGAACCCCGUAGCCGUCAACGCUUCGAAGCUUCCGAGAUCAGCAGCGGCUUCGCCUCCCGCAGGACCACCUCCUCAAGGCCCGACACCAGCAAAGCCUUCGGUACAGACUGGGAACCUCGCUAGAGUUCGCGGUCAGUCAUCAGAAAGAGAUGGUUCCGUGGGCGGCUCGCCGCAAAUUGCAGCAAGCCAAUCGCCAGUGAUUCGAGAGGCACAGGAGCCAGCUUCCAAGGAAGCAGAGAGCCCGGUCACCAACGGCCGAUCCCCUCAGCAAGUUACGAGGUCUGGCUCUGGCUCUGGCUCUGGCUCUGGCUCAAGGUCUGACUCUGUGCCUUCCGAAUCUUCUAAACCCAGGUCUAGGCAGGGCAGCAGGUCUCAGACCUCUGUGGAUAGUACGACUGAGCCGGCUCUGAAAGCAAUGCAAGCCCAGCAAGCCGCAGUACAACCGCCGCCGCCUCAGGUGCAAGCACCGCCGCCGCAACAACCGAUGCCGCAACAGCAGCUGCCGCAACCUCCAGUGCAACAACAGCAAGCCAUCCGCCCCGCUUCACCACCUCCUCCCACGCGCCAAGCCAGCAACCCAUUGUCUAGAAGAUCCUCAGGCCGCAACUCACAGACUGUGGCUUUGCUGAAGGAGCUGGAUACAGCUAGAAACCGCAAUGCUUGGUAUGCUUCAGAGCUUGAGUUGGCUCGCAAGGCUGGAUAUGUUCCCAAUGCGAGCCUCAGCCCCGUUCUUGACAGCAGGGCAGCCGAGACCUUCGACGACGAAGACAAGCCCCUGAUUGAGGCACUUUUGGCGAUGCGAACAGAGCUUGCUAACGUUCAAGCCUCCGUCGACAAGCAAGCUGUACUCGCUGCCAAGCAGAUCGCAGAAGCGGAGAAGCAGCGAGACGCUGCUAUUCAAGAAGCAGUGUAUGCGAAGGCAAGGCUCGCGGCCCAGAUGGGCGGUAGCGUUGCAAGCACUCCUCAGCUGGAUGGCGAACGCGAUGUCGACGACCGCUCCACGGAGAUCAGCAGGAAAUUGGCUUCUGCCCUCAAACACCAGAAAGAACUACAGGCACAGCUUGAGAUGAUGAAAUCGGAACUCGAUGCUGAGAAGCGCGCACGCCAAUUGGCUGACGACACCACCAAUGCCUCCCAGAAGCGAAUGAGCGAGCUUGAAUCGUACAAGACAAUGACUUCCACGGAACUCGAACAACUCAAGGCCGAAUUGCACAUGAUCCAGAAAGAGGCAAGGGAGCAAGCGGUUCAGUACACGGAAGCCAUGGCUGCUAUCCAGCUCAUGACGGUUGAGAAAGAGGACUUCGAGGCCAAGUACAACAAAUCCAUCGGGAACUCAAAGGAGCAGAACGAGACUUUUGACUCCCUGCGCGAGGCCAUGGCGGCUUCCGCCGAGAUGAAAGCACUCCUGGAGAGCAAGCUCGAGGAGGAGCGUUCGCAGAGGGAGAAACUCGAGUCGAAGCUCAGUAAGCUGAAGACGGAGCAUGAAACCCGCACAGCAGAGCUUGUGGCGGCGACUCAACGACUGCGUGAUGCCGAAGAGAUUGCCGAGAAGCACGCAAAAGAGGCCAAACUUCACCACCUGGCGGUACUCGCUGGUUUCGACAAGGUCACCGCAAGGGACAUUGGAUCCGACAGCAAGGCCGACACUGAGAGGCUCAAGGCGAUGCAGGACCAACUUAACGCAGCCAACAUUCUGGUUAAAAAAUACCAACAAGAGGCCGAUGCCGCAGCUGAUAAGCUUCGCACUGCCGAGGAGCGGAUCGCCGGCUUGGAGGUGUACCAAGAGCAGUCCAGCCGUGAAGGCGUAGCAAUCAGGAGGCAGCUCCAGGCGGCUUUGAGGGAUACUCAGUCUUUGCAAGCCAAGAACUCGGAUUUGAAGCACCAGCUCCAGAACCAGCAGCUAGAAACCAACGCGAUGACUGUGCAGCACAACACCUUGAAGGACAUUCUGGUCGAGCGUGGCAUCAGCCCCACCGGUAUGUCGCGCACCCGCAGUAUCGGCAGCCCUCGCGUCAACACACCCGACCAAGUACGCAUCCGGGAUCUCGAGGAUCAGCUCAACGCUGCUCUUUCCGCCCACGAAGAGAAUGCGCAGCGCAGCGCGGCUCAACAAGAGGCCAGCGAAGCCGCUUAUCGUGAGAAGCUCACCCAGCUUGAGAACGACUAUCAGUCUGCUGUGCACUACGUUAAGGGCACUGAAAAGAUGUUGAAGCAGCUGAAGGAACAGCUCGCCAGGUACAAGACGGAGAACACCAGACUCAAGUCCGAGAUAGAAACACUUGAGGAACGUGUUGAGAUGUCCACUAUGAACACUGGAGCCGCCCCCGCCAAUUGGGAGAGCGAACGCCACAUCUUGCAAGAGAAGAUCGAAGCACUCGAGGAAGAAUUGCAAGCUUCGACCGAAAAGCUUGAGGACCAGCUGAAUACGGUUAGAAAAGAGUUGACAGAGAGCAAAAAGCAACGCGAAGGCGCCCUCAAGGACGCCGAGGAGGCUUCUCGCAAGCUUGCCGCCAACCGUCGUGAUUUGGAGGAGCUCCAACAAGAGAACACUCUCCUUGAGCGUCGAGCUCAGGAUGCCGAGGAAAAGGUAUCGCUCCUUCUGGACCAAGUCGAGACAUCGGUCGACAGUUACCGUCGACAGAGCAGACAGGCACCGAGCAUGACGUCCGAGUUGACGGAGAGAGGCACCAACGGAACGAGCAUGGGUCAUCAGCGCCAGGAUAGCUCGGAUGCAGACAGCGCGUACGGGGCUGUCUCGGGUGGAGUCGAUGGACGCAAUAGUACCGCGUUGGACAACCUGGCAAACGAGCUCGAGACUCUGCGAACCCAUUGGGAAGCCACCAACAAGAACUACCGCCUGAGCAACACUUUCGAUUUCGAGGGCGCUGCUACCCCAACGCGCAAGGAGGAGGAAGUCGGGCUGGGUCUGAGCGAGAGCCUGGCUGACUGGCGCAAGCGACUUGACGUGGACGAGCAAGCAGAGAACGAUCGAGCGAAGAUGAAGAGCCGACCUGAUCGGCCUUAG
Messenger RNA from Colletotrichum higginsianum IMI 349063, 4599 nucleotides. RefSeq names its product Kelch domain-containing protein. NCBI's taxonomy places the organism in Eukaryota, Fungi, Ascomycota, Sordariomycetes, Glomerellales, Glomerellaceae. The coding region runs from base 1 to 4599 and encodes 1532 amino acids. The transcript is spliced from 4 exons. Gene Ontology annotation, biological process: regulation of cell shape. Gene Ontology annotation, molecular function: protein binding. The record is from RefSeq and is a predicted model, not a curated record.